AGUAUGAGAAUAUGUUGGUAUGCCAAAUAUGUUUAUAGAUGUAGAUUAUUAUCCAACAAAACAUUAUAUCUGAGGCAGGUACCAUAUAAAUGAAUCUUUUGGCCAAAUUCUACAAAGGUUCUGUAUGGGUGAAAGCUAAAGCAGUGAUUUUUAUUUAUCGAUUGAUUGAUUUUUGGAAAGAAAGUGCAUUUGGAUCACUUUUGGUCUGCAAACAUUUAAACUUGAACCUGAACAAAUUUGCGAAGUUUAAUUUCUGAAUCAUAUGUGAUUUCACGCUAAUGCUCUGCUGUUUGAUUGAUAAGUGUAUGAAUUAAUGACAUACAAUAGAAUUUGAGUGUUUGAUUCACUCAAAUUAUUAUCGGACCUCGAUGCAUGUUGACCGUAGGUCUUGCCGUAUUUUGAAGUAUGUCUGAUUUUUAUUAUUACAAGAUGGUCAGUGAUUUACUAGGAGCUAGAAGGGAGAAACAGAAGAAAAAAAAAAAAAUGUUAGCCAAGUUUCCCAAAAGCAUCAUAGCAGGGUUAAAUGUCAGAACGAGCAACACAUGCCAUUAACACUCCCUAUACCAGUGAAGAUGAUCUUGAAAAUGGUUCCUCAAGGGUUCUUAGCUUCUUUGAAGGGGUUUGACAUGGAACCUGUUGAUAGCAAUGGUUCUACAUAAAACCUUUGGAUCUAAAGGAACGAACCAAAGAACCAUUCAGGGUUCUAGGUUUAAAUUUAUAAGAAACAAAGUUGGGAAACUUAAGCUGGUUAUGUUUAAUGUUGUAUCUACUGUCAGAGCUGCUGUUAUGGAAAAUGAAUCAUCACCGUCUGACCAAUCAGAUUUAAGAAUUCAGGUAUAAUGGAGUUUGUACAAUGAUACGAUAAUACUGUAGAGAGUUCUGCGCUAGCCGUUUAACAUUUAACAUUUCUAGGCUUCCUGUGAGAGUCACCAUCAUACUUUGACCCCUUUGCCUUAUCAUAAAGCUCUGAAAUGAGAUAAGUGAGCAAGGACAUGUGUAAUAGAUCAACCAGUGAGAGAGAGAGAGAGAGAGAGAGAGAGAAAAAGCAACACUCUGUGCAAACACAGAUCAGCAGCAAGUUUGAGUUCCUGCACAUCGAUAAUGGGUCUAAAGGGAUCGAAGCUCCCCGAUGCUCGGAUUCUCCUCCUGGGCCUGGACGGAGCCGGGAAAUCAACGCUCCUCUUCAAACUGAAGUACAACGAGCUCUUCCAGACGGUCCCGACCAUCGGCUUCAACGUGGAGAUGAUGGAAGCCAAGCAGAACAGGAAGAAGGUCACCCUGACGGUGUGGGACGUUGGAGGACAGGAGAAGAUGAGAACGCACUGGAAGAAUUACUACCAAGACACCGCCGGCCUCCUGUUCACCGUCGACUGUUGGGACAGGAGACGUCUGGACGAGGCCAGGCGAGAACUGGAGCGCGUGCUGAAGAACGAGCACCUCCGAGGACUUCCUGUAGUGGUUCUGGCUAACAAGCAGGAUAAAGAAGGAGCCCUGACAGCAACCGAGCUCACCGAGGCGUUUAACCUGAGGAAGAUGUGCAGCGACAGGGACUGGUUCGUUCAGCCGUGUUCAGGAAAAACCGGAGCUGGACUUCCGGAAGGGUUCAGGAGGCUGGCGCACCUGGUGAAAACCACCUCCGACAACAACAUUAAAGAGACGGUCAGGCAUUUGAGGAAGUCGAUGAAGACGUAGCUAUUUAACCUGCUGUAGCAACAAAUAUCCUAUUAAUCCAAAUAUUUUUUUGUAAUGAUUUUUAUUACAUUUAUUUAAAAUAUGCAGAACCUGUCACAACCCUGACCAGGAUAAAGUGGUAAGAUAAAUGAAUUAAUCAUUGAUUUAGUAUUCAUCUUAAAUCAUGUUAUCACAAUUUUUAGUGGGUUUUUUUUUUUUUGAAAUUUUAUGGAACUUUUUCAUUUUAACUUUUUACUUCACAACCCUGUAACUACAUUUUCUGUCAUAUAAAUAUUGAAAUGUUUUCCCUGUGUUCUUCAUGUUAAAGUUUUUAAUAUUGGUCCAGUAAUGUUUAAAGCGGGUUAUUUUGACCCGAUGAGUGAAAAUGAUUUGUUUCUUGAGUUUCACGACUUAAUUUUUUUUUUUUUAAAUGAAUACCUGUGUGAUCUGUGCUCAUCCAUGAAGAUGAAUCAUGUGCAUGGUGCUAUUGAUCAAAGGUCCAAGCUUUAUGGUGAGCAAUGGAGUCAUUUCUUUCAAGGCAAACACAGUUUAUUAAAAAAAAAAAAAGAAAAAAAAAAAAAAGAAAAAAAAAAAGAA
This is a messenger RNA of Pangasianodon hypophthalmus (striped catfish), 2268 nucleotides long. It is a transcript of the gene arl14, whose product is annotated as ADP-ribosylation factor-like 14. The transcript has a single exon. The record is from RefSeq and is a predicted model, not a curated record. Gene Ontology annotation, biological process: intracellular protein transport; vesicle-mediated transport. Gene Ontology annotation, cellular component: cytoplasm. NCBI's taxonomy places the organism in Eukaryota, Metazoa, Chordata, Actinopteri, Siluriformes, Pangasiidae. Gene Ontology annotation, molecular function: GTPase activity; GTP binding. Bases 1102 to 1692 code for a protein of 196 amino acids.